GUCAACGACCCGAGCGCGGUUCAGAGAGGAGGAAGUCCGUGGUUGGGAAACAACGAAAAAUAAAAAAUAAACAUUGUCCAAAUUUCCGAAUAUGGAUUAUUUCACAGUGUGUUAGGUCUACGGAUUAAAUUUCAUCGACAGGAGUUAAACAUACCAUUGUACACAGGCGGAGUGGGAGUGAACCCGCCACUGAUUUCAAACGUUGCUUUCUCACCCCUCGCCUCAGUUAGCUAGCCUAGCUAGCUAGCGCGACUUGCUAACAAGGCAAGCGAGAAAGGAGAGGGGUGAAAGGGAAGAGGCAGACUGAAACAGUCCGGUCGGCGUUAACUGGAGUUUAAAACAUAAAAUAGUAUAGCUCCACUUAACUAAAAUAGAAUAACAAGUUCUGAGAGGCUUCCAUCGGCUGUUUCAGUUGGCUAGAAAAGUUGUUCGCCGCACACACAGCGCAGCACGGCCGAGGCCUACGGACCCUGCAUGUGCUGAACCGUCGGCGUGUAGCGUCAAUAUAAACAAUAAAAAUGUCGGCCCAAGCGCAGAUGAGAGCCAUGCUGGACCAGCUCAUGGGCACCGGACGCGAUGGAGACACGAUGCGCCAGAGGAUCAAAUUCACAGAUGAGAGAGUUUGUAAAAGCCAUCUACUAGAGUCCUGCCCUCACGAUAUAUUAUCAGGGACGCGUAUGGAUUUGGGGGAGUGUUUGAAGGUUCAUGACCUUGCUCUGAGGGCAGACUAUGAGAUCGCCUCCAAGCACCAGGAGUAUUUUUUUGAACUUGAUGCUGCAGAGCACCUGCAGUCAUUCAUUGCAGACUGUGAUCGGAGGACUGAACUUGCCAAGAAGCGAUUGGCUGAGACACAAGAAGAGAUCAGUGCAGAGGUCGCUGCGAAGGCGGAGCGGGUGCACGAACUGAACGAGGAAAUUGGAAAGCUGCUGGCACGGGCAGAGCAGCUGGGUGGAGAGGGCAAUGUGGAGGAGGCACAGCAGCUGCUGGAGAAGGUGGAGAAGACGCGCACCCUCAAAAAAGAGGCUGAGGAUAUAUACCGGAACUCUAUGCCAGCAUCCAGCUUCCAGCAGCAGAAGCUGAGGGUGUGUGAGGUCUGUUCCGCCUACCUCGGUCUCCAUGACAAUGACCGUCGCCUUGCCGACCACUUUGGCGGGAAGCUGCACCUAGGCUUCAUCGAGAUCAGGGAGAAGCUGGAGAAGCUGAGGAAAGCAGUGGUGGAGAAGCAGGAGCGGAUGCGCAUGAGGAGGAGGGAAGAGAGAGAGCGUGAGGAGGAGAGAGAGAGGGAGUGGGAGAUGGAGAGAGAAAGAGAGCGUGAACGCGAGAGAGAGAGAGAGAGGGAGCGUGAACGUGAGAGAGAAAGGGAAAGAGAGAGAGAUCGCAGAAGGUCCAGAUCUCGAAGUGGGGACAGAUACAGGGACGGAGGGAGCUCCUCAUCCCAUCGGUCGCGGCGGCACCAUUCAUCUCGGUCGCGGGACCACGAGCGUGAGAGGAAGCACAGACACAAGGAGCAUCACCGCUCUCGCUCACACUCGCACCGCCGGAAGAAGAAAAGGUGCAGCGUGGAAUCCACCCACCCAGAGUCCUCGCACAACAGAGAGCGGGAACACACUGUGUCGCAGGAGCAGUGGCGGGAGUAUGGCGGAGAUGACAGGUGGAGGGAUGAUGGACGACGGGUGGAGAUGGAGCGAGAGCUUGGGGGUAGAGAGUGUUCGCCCUCAACCCCAGAGAUGGCCAGACUAAGGGGCAGAGAGAGAUCUGUCUCACUGGAGCGAGAGAACCGCUCCAGCUCUGAGGAGAGGGAGUCGGGAGAGAUAUAGACAACAAGAGGGAGAGAAAACAGUCUGUAUUCUUUAACAUGGCUUCCUGUCUGUGUUCUUUGUUUGUGCGUCAUAGCUGAUCUGUCAGUGGCUGGAUGGGCUUAGUGCAGUCAGCUGUAUCCAAUUAAGUCUGAAUUUAUAUUAAAGACAUCAGAUAGGCAGGCAGACCCAAAUCCCCAUCCUUUCCCACAUACUUCAUACACAAGUCUAAUAUUUUCUUUCAAGAACAAACAUUGGAUAAGAGCUUUUUUUUUUUUUUUUAAUCACGUGUUUUCAGUUUACUUUUGGACCAUCCUCACAGCCUUGCAACCAUUUAAAGAAGGUGGAGGGUAUCAGCAGAGUACUCUCCAAAACCUAUCCAGUCUUGUUUUUGAUGUCUGAUCCAAUCUAACUAUUCUUUUUCACUUUAACACAGUGGCAUCCUUACGGAUCAUUUAAGGCGGGUGAAGCCUGUGGGAUCUCACACUGGGAUCAGACUGAGCUGGAUCUGUGUAACAUUUUGCCCAUCCAGUGAGGUGUUGAUCAGUGGAAACGCGCUGAACAUGCGCGUUUGAAUGAGGGAACACAUUCGGUAAAGCUGUAGGUGCACUUGCGCAAACGGUUUUAACUGCACUAAAACGACAGUUGCGAAAAGGUCAUACAUGGAGAGAUGGAGAAAAUUCAUUGCGAACCGUAAGCCAACCAAAGGAAGUAGGGGAAGGAGACUUGGACCCUAACUCCGUGUCAAGUUUCUGCGCAGCUGAAGAGGUUGCGCCAGCGCUGCAGUUGCAGGUGUUCCUUCAGGAGCAGGGUCCCUCCACCCCUUCUCUGCGGUGGUUGUUGUUGGUUUUUUCUCUCAUCAACAAACGUUGAUGAAUAAUUAUUGUUGCUGCUUAUCGUGUUUUAUGGCUACCAUGAGCCUGGAUUCACGUUUUAGCAAGCUGACCGUAAUAAAUGAUUCAUUGUAAGGUGAUCUGGAUCAGACCCCGAAGUUGUCAGUAUUCGCUGGCGACGAAAACUAGCUGGCAACUCCGAGUGCUUCAGCUACUGUCCAGGGUAUGUCAAAGAAUACUAUGGUCUGACUUCAGACUGGAAGUGAAUAUGUAAAGGCCAUACUCCCAAAUUUUACCCCACUCAGUCUUAGGAAGAGACACAAUGUAUGUUGGCAAAACGGCGAGAUGCUGGCUAGUCAGCAAGCGCACAGACAGUUGUUGAAUCUUAUAGAAAUUGGAUGAAGGAUUUAUUUAUGUUUGCUUGUUAAUCACUUGAUCCAGUUUCAUAGUAAAAUUUGGUUUAGUUUGGAAGUUGUUUCGUGCAACGAAAAACAUGAGUAAAGAAUUUUUGCUACCUACAUAAAACUGAAGCAGCAAUUACCUGUGAAUGCAAAUAUGUUCUUUUCAGAGACGAUACCACUUUCUUUUACGCAUAUUUGUACGUUUGGUUACAUCGCAAACCCACCGUUUCUCUUAACGUGUGCAGAUUUUUUUCUUUUAUUUUGCUGUGUUAGAAGGUUGUCUAAAGAAGUCUGAUGUUUCCCGUCAAAUAUUAUAAAAUGUAAUAAAGGAGCCCGAAAAUCCCAUGCUAAAA
Molecule: messenger RNA, 3383 nt
Organism: Electrophorus electricus (electric eel)
Lineage: Eukaryota; Metazoa; Chordata; Actinopteri; Gymnotiformes; Gymnotidae
Product: LUC7 domain-containing protein
Biological process (GO): mRNA splice site recognition
Cellular component (GO): U1 snRNP
Molecular function (GO): mRNA binding
Source: RefSeq, a predicted model, not a curated record